Molecule: messenger RNA, 6047 nt
Organism: Haliotis rubra (blacklip abalone)
Lineage: Eukaryota; Metazoa; Mollusca; Gastropoda; Lepetellida; Haliotidae
Product: tubulin monoglycylase TTLL3-like
Biological process (GO): protein polyglycylation; cilium movement; cilium assembly
Cellular component (GO): cilium
Molecular function (GO): ATP binding; protein-glycine ligase activity, initiating; metal ion binding
Source: RefSeq, a predicted model, not a curated record
CUUAGCGACGGGGUACGCGAAGUGACAAAAUGAAUGGGACUUUGGUGAUAUGCUUGAUGAAUAGGACAGCGGCACAAAAGAUACUAUGAAUGAUCUUUGAACUUGAUUACAACUGGCACAAUGAAAUGGGGAAAGGGAAACAGCAAAUUGACCCGUGUCAUACAUUUGUUCCAAAGAUCAGUGAGGCCAGCAAGAAACUCGCACUGCGAAGGCUAGAAAACUUGGAUACUAAAGGCAUACCGCAUUUUAUGCUGGAAACAAGAAGCAAAGUCAAGUUGCAUGAACCACUUGAGCCCAUUCCUCCAAUAUCACCAAAUUACAGCUAUCCAACUGUCAAAGAAGGAUGGGUUAAAGGCUUUCACAAAUCAAAAGUAAACGAUUGUGCUGUAAGCCUGGAAACUGACGGAAUCAUUUCUCGACCAGCCAUGAGCAAAAAUGCAGUACUUCCACCCAGAAGGGUGGACUUGGAUGAGAAUAUUUUUACUUUUCGUCCAAAAGUCAGUUCAGCUAGUGUAAGAAUAGCUGAAAGUCUCGGUUCUGAUUUCAUGUCUAGGCAACAACAGCAUUUGGAUCGCCAAAAAAGACUUAUUGAGCAGGCAACACUACAUCAUCGUAUAGAGAAUGAUCACCUGUCUUCCUUAAACCGCAGUCGUAAACUUAAGGAGAAAGUGUUGAAAGAAAGCGGGGAUGCCAAUAACAAUGCUAUAUCACCGGAGGAGCCUGACAGCCAGCUAGGCAGCACACACUCGGACUCCGACGUUGGGGACACACAGACAGACACCAUGUGUCCUGCUCAGACGUUCCCCAAGACACAUGUCAGCACAACGGGGCUGCAGAGGCUGCUGGAUGGGCCCUACACCAAUGGUGCUCAGGAUAUGGUGAUGAAGCGUCAUCAGGCUCGUUACCACUCACACCCUACCUUCAGCAAACAGAGGCUUCUCAUCGACUCAGGGGACAAUGAAGUAAAAGGAGAUGACUCUGAUGUCUCCAGCAGCCUGUCACGCAGCAAGACCAUGCCGUCACUGGGACGGCCCAAACUCACUCGCAGGUUGACGGGUGUGGCGGAUGGGGAGAGGUUACGCCAAGCCAAGGAGAUUGUAGAGAAAGCAAUUAAGUACCGUAAGGUGUUCACCAUCCAGGGCGGCUACUCCGUCAUCCGGCAGAGUCUGCGGCGCAGGGGCUGGGUGGAGAAGUUCUACCGGAUACCGGGACCAGGGACGAAGGCUAAAAAGUCCAAACAUAAGAGAACUUCUGAUGAUGAUGAUGACAGUGAUGAUGACGAUGAUGAUGGUGGCGGUGCUACUGAUGGCAAUGACAAUACUGAUGGCAAUGAUGAUGAUGAUGAUGAUGACAAUGAUGACGAUGAUGAUGGUGGUGACCAUCCGAAGAUACCACCAUGGGAAGAGGACGAUGGCUUGUAUGGCAUCAUGUCACGGAUGGUUCGCAAUGUGAACCCGUCCUUCAUCUGGGUCUUGAAGAGAGAUGUGAUAGACUACCGCUUCCUGACAAAGGAGCAGAUGGUCAAUCAUUACUGCAAGGCUGGAUCAUUCACCACCAAGGUUGGUUUGUGUGUCAACAUGAAGAAUGUACCGUGGUUCGAAAACGCGGACCCUGAUAUGUUCUUUCCCCGAUGUUAUCGUCUCAGCCAGGAGGAGGACAAGGCAGCAUUCAUAGGUACUGUGGGGAAGAAGCCCAAGAAGAAGGUGCAGGUGCCCCUGCGAGUUCUGGAGCAGGCCAUGUAUAGAUGUGAGCAGUACCUUGCCUCCAAGGACCAUGAUGAUAUCGAUGUCCAGCAUGAUCCCAUGACUCUGACAGACAGCCAAUGGGAUCAGCUGAUCCAGCACUACUAUCAGCUGGCACAUGACGAGGGAUACAUACAGUCAGUGGCUCAAAACAUCCUUGGCCAGUGCGAGAGUCUUCUCAACAGACUCAAGACAAAAUGGCCCCAGUUUGAGAUGGACGGUGCACGGAACGUGUGGAUUGUCAAACCUGGGGCAAAGUCCCGAGGGAGAGGCAUUAUAUGCUAUGACCGACUUGAAGACAUGUUGAAGCUGGUCAACUCCCAGGUUGUGCGGAAGGACAGCAAGUUUGUUGUGCAGAAGUAUAUAGAACGCCCUCUGUUGAUCUACAACACCAAGUUCGACAUCCGUCAGUGGUUCCUGGUGACUGACUGGAAUCCUCUGACCCUCUGGUUCUACCAGGACAGCUACCUGCGCUUCUGUUCCCAGCAGUACACCCUGGAUGACUUCAACGAGGCCAUCCACCUCUCCAACAACGCCAUACAGAAGCACAAGAAGAACGGUCCCCGCUCCAACAAGCUGCCCAGUGACAACAUGUGGACCCAUGAAGACUUCCAGGAAUAUCUCAAGACUCGGAACCAGGGUACGGCGUGGGAGGACAUCAUCUACCCCGGGAUGAAGAAAGCACUCAUCUGUGCUCUCCUGGUGACUCAGGAUAUCAUAGAGUACAGGAAGGCAUCGUUUGAGUUGUACGGUGCUGACUUCAUGCUGACAGAGGACUGUCAGCCACUGCUGAUUGAGAUCAACUCCUCACCAAGCAUGGAGGCCAGUACCCCUAUCACCGCCCGACUCUGUGCCAACGUCCUCGAGGACACCAUCAAAGUUGCAGUAGACAGGAAAUAUGACCGAAACUGUGAUAUUGGUCGCUUUGAGCUUGCAUACAAGCAGCCAUUAGUGACAGUGCCGCCAUACAUUGGCAUCAAUCUCAGUGUCGAUGGCCAAGCCAUUCGCAAACCAGGACUACGAAGACCUGAAGUUGCCAUUCCAGGAGAACCCUACUUUACUCCACGGAAUAGUGUCCGUCAAAGUGUGUCUAAUGAGAAGGUGGGCGAAACUAAGAAGUCAGGAGGAGGUAAUUCAGUGCCAGCAGCAGGGAAGUCAAGUGGUGAGGGUGGGAAAUCCACAGGAAGUUCUUCCAAAGCCAGCAGUUCUGAGUCUAGCAAUACUAAGGGACAUUCUACCAAGUCAGAGCCGGUAUCUCAGGACUCAAGUCACAAAUCUUCAGUUGUAAUGGUAUCAAAAUCGGAGAGUAAAAAGUCGGAAUAUUUUGAUAGUCAUCACCCAAUAAAGAUUCACCCUCAACCUCCAUCGCAGCCGAAAGUGUGCACUCAGACGCCGUAUCUGGCAGGAUUGACAACUCGGCGGAUAGUAUCACGGACGUCUGUGUCAAACAACUACACGAUCCCCGCCCACAGUUCGGACAGGCAGAACAAGGCCACUGUGUCCGUUAACAAUGUGGAGUCCACAGACUUAAAGACAAUGAAAUCCGGUGGAGUUGUCAAAGGUUGUGUAGAUGCAUUAAUCGACGGCACAUGGGGCCGAACUUGUAGUGAGUGUGGGGGUGGAAUGAACUUACAUCUCGAUAACGUCAACCCAAACUGCCGAUGUCGACAAGACAGCGUUAUCGUUACCAUGUCGUACGGACGUGCUCGAAGUGCACGAUUUGCUGCUACGCCAUUCCGCCCCUGCAGCGGGUACAAACACCCCCGCCCCCCAAGUGCGUCCUUCAUCCCCCAAACCAAAGGCAGGGGCAGUAGCAAUACUGGCCUCAGGAACAUGAAAAUGGAGAAAGUUUUGUUGAAAUACACCGAUGGUGGAAUCAAGCGUCCGAUGCCGCUAUCACUGCAGGCUAAUCCACUUCCGAAGUUGGUACGCAGGUACAUCGGGCGCCGAAUGGCACCAAGUCAUGAUACAAGCAUGCUCCAGAACGCAGUUUAUAUAGACACUUCACAGAUCGAUAACCCUCUGUCGAUCGUAUCCCAGAGCUACUGUCGGUGAUGAAGGUAUUACUCUGAUCUCACAAUCCACUUGUCUUUUUUCCAUUUGUCCAUCACUGAUGAAGAGGCAAGCGAUACCUUCACAGCCAAGAACAAGUACCCACAAAACUCAAUUUUCUUGGCCAGUUACUUUUCUUCAGAUACUUAAUUGAUUGUAACUUCCUUGCCAGUGCUUAUAAGUUCUCAAAGUAAUUUUUAUGAAAGGAUGGUUGAAUAUGUAAUGUUUCUAAUUAACAAAAAUUAUUAAUUUCUUUAAAAGUAAUAUGUCCUCUUUUGAAAUGUUCUUGAAGCCUGAGACCCUUGUCAGUGUCCACCUGAGGUAUGCUCAAUCAUAUAAUGUGUAUAUAUACGCUAGGGACAGCGGGAGAUCUCGGUGUUAUUUAUAUGGGUUUGUUUGAGUGACAUGUUGUUGUUGUUAUCAUAGUCACGUUAAUAGCGACAUGUUAUUGUAUGUAUCAUUGUAACGGGUGUUGAUUUCUGGGUUUGUACAUACGUCAUUGUAUAUUACUUUCAUUCUCUUGGAUCAGCUGUGAAGAUCAAUGUGUACAUGUGUUAUUGACAUAUGGAGUUUGACAAACGUUUGUUGCAGUGAUCUAUUUCAAAGCAGUAUUGAUCACCCUCACAUUAAACAUGUCAAACAUGCAGCACUAUGCAAGAACUACCUGACCUACAUUUUACAUUUAGUUUCGAAUUUAUAUUUUCUUCUUUAAAAUGAAAGCAUUUUAUCACUUUUUUUUACUUAAUCCACACAAAAACAUGCCAGAUCUCCAUAAUUCAGCUUAAGGAAGUUAUACUAUGGAGGUUUGAAUUCAGUUAAUUCAGUGUGUGAAUCGAGUGUAAGAAUUUUACUUUAAAUUGAGGCAUUUUAUCACUUUUUUACUUAAUCCAUAAAGUAACACGCCAAGUCUCAGUAAUUAAUUCAGCUUAAAGAAGUUACACAAUUGAGGUUUAAAUUCAGUUAAUUCAGUGUAUGAAUUGAGUGUAAAAAAUUUAAAUGUUGUGCCUAAUUUUUCAGGAAGAUGCCUGUAUUAAUCAAUGAAUGUGAUAACUUUGCCAAAUAUAUGGUGUUUAAACAAAUAUUUGUCAAACUGUCUAAACUUGAACCCCAUUAUAGCAGCAUUAUCAUCAUUGUGGUUGCAAUAUCAUCCCAUUCAGUUUGUUAACGAAACUCUGAAACUAACAGAUUUCAGGGAAGAUUUGGUUCUACAGGGACAGACACUGAUUUUCAUGUUCUAGUUUUUCUGUUAAUACUUUUCUGGUUUUCCGUUAACACUUCUCUCCUGUACAUUACAGUAACACGUAUUCACAUUCUUUUUUUCUGUAAUAAUGUUUUCAAAUUAAGUUUGUAACCUUUAACUCCUACUACCAAACAGAGAUCAAGUAGAAUCAUGUCAGUGAUAUUUUGUUCAUGGAUGAGAGCUGAUUGUAUUAUUUUACUAAACAGUUAAGCGUUUCUUUCCAGCAGUAGAUAGUUCCCCACAUAACUGAAUCAAAUUUUGAUGCCAGAUAGCAUAUUAUCCAACCAUCCAUUCAUGAAGUUAUUGUAGUGCUAUGAUUAUCUUAAGUUUAUAUAAUAAGAAUAGAAAAUCAUAGCAUUAAAGUAAAUUCGAGACUUAAACAACUUUCACAGAAUCUGAGUUGAUGACAGAAGCUCAUUAUUGGCACAUAUCCAGAUCUAGUUCUAGCGGUUGCAGCAUUACAACUGUCAUAAUCCUUUCUUAAAGAAUGAGAAUUAUUGAAAUUGUAGUGUUUAGAACAAUUUGAGAGAAAAUAGAAUGGCCAACAGCUUGUUCUCGAUUCAAAAGGACAAUAUAAUUUUGAAAACUAUUGACAGCUUCUAAAAGCUGGCCAUUUCUGGGCCUUUUUACGCAAACGUUCAAGUUCUGAAACUCAUGAAAUCUUUAUGAAGGAAAUUAGAUGGAAAGACAGUUUUACCGUCUUGCUUUUGAGGGCAAUGGAAAAUAGGGAAACAACAUGUUAUGUUGGGUUUAAUGAUGAAUGGUGUCUUAAGUGCCAAAUAUUCUAAUUUAUAGACUUAUUACAUCUAUGUCGAUUAUUGCCCCUGCUACAAUUUUCUACUUUCGGUUUAGGAAUAGUGUGUAUGUAUGUGAAAGUUUAAAUAUGUUUAUGAGAAUGAAAUCUCUUGUCAUCUGUGUGUUAUUCAACUGAUGCAUACAGUUGUAAGUUGAGGGUUGGAAUUGACUUGCAAGGAAGACAUUUAACUUCUUUGAGUGGCAUUUUAGAAGUUGGG